AUGGAACCUUUGAACAAUAAAUUAACAAUAAACGAAGUCAAAAAUGCUCUGGAUACAAUGUCUGCUAAUACUGCUUUUAUUGAAAAUGCAGCAACACAAGGUGAACGACCACUAGUUCGCCGAACAUCACGUAGUAUUUCUCGACGAAAAUUAACUAUUUUUGUUUCAGUAUCUGUUGCCAUCGUCAUUAUAAUAUUAGUCAUUAUAAUACCUAUUUUGGGUCUUCGAAAAAGUGAUUAG
Molecule: messenger RNA, 240 nt
Organism: Rotaria sp. Silwood1
Lineage: Eukaryota; Metazoa; Rotifera; Eurotatoria; Philodinida; Philodinidae
Source: the annotation of a GenBank genome assembly